CUCGUCCAGCGCACCGACCGCUGACAGCUGUCACUCUCGUCCCGACCACCAGCACCGACGCAGCACAGCUCAUCAAACGCAGCCACCAGUGCAUCUCGCGCCGCCUCAAGCCGCAAGCCUCGUCUCUGUGCUGCGCCACGGCGAGGAGCAGCCGACGUGCGCCUCCUCAGCCCGCCUCGCCGCCAUGGCCGUCGCCGCUGCAGCGGCCGCUGCUGUGCGCACCCUCUCGCCUCCCGUGUCGCCGUCAGCGACACGCCGUGCCAUCUUCUCCUGGUCCGACCUCUCGGCGCGCCGUCCGCUGCCGCUGCGCUUCAUCCUCCUGCCCUCGCGUCGUCCCUCGCACGCCCUCUGCCCCUGCCUCGUCGUCUCCAUCGCCGGGUAUGACAUUCUGCGCAUUCUCGACCCCGAGCACCGCGAGCCGUUCGUCUCGCUCGGCGCCCUCUUCCUCGCCGCCGGCAUCACGCCCGCUGAGGGCCUGCUGCGCUUCGAGCUGCGCCGCGACCGCCUCGACUAUGACCUAAGCCUCGCCGGCCUGGAGCCCUUCGAUGAGAUCUGGGCCCCGCUUGCUGUGGCCCGCCGCGUCGCAACUGAGCUCGACGUGCUUGAGCCGCUGUCGAACCUGCUGAGCUGGUCAACGCGCCACAUCUGGUCUCUGGACGAGGGCGAUGCCGGACUCGUUCACAACUGGCGCGUCCCGGCAGCGUUUCUGGACCCCGGCUCCUACUCGACGGGCUCGCUGCUGCGCACCAGCAUUCCAGUCGUCGAGCCUCUGCCGCGCGGCCAGCAAGUGCGCACGCUCGUCUCUGCAGCCCAGCGUGCCGAGGUACGCGGUGCAGCUGCCGUGCCGUCGAGCUCUGCGGGACCGUCAGCAGCCAAGCAGUUCCCAGCUACCGCUCUGCCCGACGGCGAGGCGCGCAACGCGCAGACGUUGCUGCGCUGGAGCGUUCGCUACCACGAGGCACUCAUCGGCGCUCUGGACGUCGGUGCGGCGCGCAGAGGUGCCGAGAGCCCAAGCCAGAAGCGCGUCCUCCCGCCCUGGGACAGCAGCGAGCUUGAGAAUGGCUUCGACAAGGCGCCGUGUGCCCCGUCCGAGGUUCCCGCUCUGCUCGGCGUGCUGUGCCAUCUCGCCUUUGGCACCAGCCCGUCGCUGCAUGGCGGCCUGACGCUGUGCAACGGCACGCUCAGCAUCUCGUCUCGCGAACUGGCGCGCGUAUCGGCUUCCGACGAGAGCCUGCGCGGCAGUGACGGCUCGGGCGCUGCCUCGCCGCUCGAUGCGCCCGCCGAACGAGCUGCGGCCCGCGUCGUUCAGGCCAAGCUGCACCUUGCUUUGGCUCACCUCCUAGCAGUACUCAGUGCGCACAAGCGCGUCGCUGGCACCAACGCGGUGUCAGCCUCGCCGCCCUCUUCGGCGAAUGGCGCUGCGUCUGCUCCUGCCGCACAGAGCCCUGUCGCCAAGGUGCGCGGCGAGGACAACUUCACGCCGCUGCCUCGCCGCCGCCGCAGCUCGUCGAGCGACGACCUUGGCGGCACGGAUGCGCGCCUGGCGCGCCUCGAGGCGAGCGUGGCGCGCACCGAGACCGCCAUGCGCCACGUCAUGACGCUGCUCGAGGAGCAGGCGAAGCAGUCCGCUCGCAACGGCGCCCUCGGCCUCGACACCGACGCGGCCCUCGACCCCGCGAAGCAGGGCGACCUCAACGCCAACGUCGUCUCGUCCGAGGCGCUGGCCGUCCUCUUCAUCGCGCUCAUCGCCGCGAUCCUCUGGACGCGCGCCUGAAGCUGGCACAUUGUCCCUCUCAUCUUCUCUCUGCAUCUGCUUCCGCUCGCGUCAUCGUUCCCCAUACCUCUCGCUCGUUUCCUCAUCAUGUAGC
Tilletiopsis washingtonensis is the source of this 1868-nucleotide messenger RNA. RefSeq lists its product as hypothetical. NCBI's taxonomy places the organism in Eukaryota, Fungi, Basidiomycota, Exobasidiomycetes, Entylomatales. Bases 185 to 1774 code for a protein of 529 amino acids. The transcript has 6 exons. The record is from RefSeq and is a predicted model, not a curated record.